This is a messenger RNA of Heterobilharzia americana, 1077 nucleotides long. NCBI's taxonomy places the organism in Eukaryota, Metazoa, Platyhelminthes, Trematoda, Strigeidida, Schistosomatidae. The record is from the annotation of a GenBank genome assembly.
CAGAACCCAAGGAACCGCAGUUCGCUAAUUCUACAACAAGAAGUUUGAAGUUUGACCUACUUAUGUGUGGCUCAGUCAUAGCCAACCUGCUUUUCUUAUUUCAGUGGCCAUUUUUUCUCUCUGUUUAUUUUUGAAUACGUUUGUAAUCAAAAGAAAAUAUGAUUCACUGAUUCUGAACAUAGAAGCCAGUUAAGCGAAAGUUUCUAUUCUGUUACCAACUGUAUAAAACAAUUGGAGGAAUAACAUAGUAAAGGCGGUAUUGCAAGAUGAACGCUGCCUUUGUACAAUUUCCAAAUUGGAAUUGAGGAAGUUUUGUAUUAUGUCAAAGUUGGCAGUCUUCGCUAAAACACUAGCUGAUUUGGGAAACAAACGAAUCAGGAAAAAUCCUCGUAUUCACCCUAAAGCAAAAAGCAAACUUUUUAGUGUAAGACAACCAACUCCAGUCGACCCAGUGGAAGAGGAACUUUGCCGAAAGUGGUGGACAGAAUAUCGAUUACAGUAUGAAGCCGUCAGUAAGCUGUUCAAAUAUGAAGUCUACCGGCGCAACGUAGAAAUCAUUGAAACCUCACGAACUGAUCACGAGCACGAUCGUAACCGACGUCAUGAGCUAACAGCAAACUGGAAUACAGAAACUCACUUAGCUGCUACAGAUAAACUAGAAAAGCUUCUAGACACAUUAAUUGAUAAACAGACCAGUAGAUUAACUGACUACUUGAAUAAACAAUCAGUAUGCUCAGAAAAAUUGGAAUCUAAUCUGGCGACAGUUGCUAUGUUGGCUGAAAAAAUGAUUACAGAAGAGAAUUUAGAUGAGAAAGUUGAAGAAAUCAUGAAUUCUGAUACAGUCGAUUAUAACUUCGUAGUUGAUUACAAAGGUAAUAUUAUCCGAGGAAGUGAAUCAUUACAACACAAACCACCACCUGAUAUCGACGUAGAAGAAAGUGUGCAAAAUGAUGUUUUGUCAGUUACUUCUUAACUCUUUAGAAAUGAUAUUUUUGCCUUUCUCAGUUGUUUUCUACUGACGUACAUAUUAUGAUUAGUAUACAUGCACUGUACAUAAAGAAGUAUCUGCAUUUCCCU